Odobenus rosmarus divergens (Pacific walrus) is the source of this 2733-nucleotide messenger RNA. It is a transcript of the gene ARNT, whose product is annotated as aryl hydrocarbon receptor nuclear translocator. Gene Ontology annotation, biological process: regulation of transcription by RNA polymerase II. Gene Ontology annotation, cellular component: transcription regulator complex; cytoplasm; aryl hydrocarbon receptor complex. The record is from RefSeq and is a predicted model, not a curated record. The transcript has 22 exons. NCBI's taxonomy places the organism in Eukaryota, Metazoa, Chordata, Mammalia, Carnivora, Odobenidae. Bases 109 to 2478 code for a protein of 789 amino acids. Gene Ontology annotation, molecular function: RNA polymerase II cis-regulatory region sequence-specific DNA binding; DNA-binding transcription factor activity, RNA polymerase II-specific; protein dimerization activity.
UGUAGGGUGCAGCGUCUGGGGAGUGGCUCUCCCCUCCCCCUCCCCCGGUUCGGUGGCGGCGGCUCCUCCCACCGGGGGGGUGGCGCGACAGCAGUGGCAUCUACGGCCAUGGCGGCGACUGCUGCUAACCCCGAAAUGACAUCAGAUGUACCAUCACUGGGUCCAGCCAUUGCCUCAGAAAACCCUGGGCCUGGGAUUCAAGGUGGAGGAGCCAUUGUCCACAGGGCUAUUAAGCGGCGACCAGGGUUGGAUUUUGAUGAUGAUGGAGAAGGGAACAGUAAAUUUUUGAGGUGUGAUGAUGAUCAGAUGUCUAAUGAUAAGGAGCGGUUUGCCAGGUCGGAUGAUGAGCAGAGCUCUGCGGAUAAAGAGAGACUUGCCAGGGAAAAUCACAGUGAAAUUGAACGGCGGCGACGGAACAAGAUGACAGCCUACAUCACAGAACUGUCAGACAUGGUGCCCACCUGUAGUGCCCUGGCUCGAAAACCAGACAAGCUAACCAUCUUACGCAUGGCAGUCUCUCACAUGAAGUCCUUGAGAGGAACUGGGAAUACAUCCACUGAUGGCACCUACAAGCCUUCGUUCCUCACUGAUCAGGAACUCAAACAUUUGAUCUUGGAGGCAGCUGAUGGCUUUCUGUUUAUUGUCUCAUGUGAGACAGGCCGGGUGGUUUAUGUCUCUGACUCAGUGACCCCAGUUUUGAAUCAGCCACAGUCUGAAUGGUUUGGUAGCACACUCUAUGAUCAGGUGCAUCCAGAUGAUGUGGACAAACUUCGUGAGCAGCUUUCCACCUCAGAAAAUGCCCUGACAGGGCGUAUCCUUGAUCUGAAGACUGGAACAGUGAAAAAAGAAGGUCAGCAGUCUUCCAUGAGGAUGUGUAUGGGCUCAAGGAGAUCAUUUAUUUGCCGUAUGAGGUGUGGUAAUAGUUCGGUGGACCCAGUCUCCAUGAAUAGAUUGAGCUUUGUGAGGAACAGAUGCCGGAAUGGACUUGGCACUGUGAAGGAUGGGGAACCUCACUUUGUGGUGGUCCACUGCACAGGCUACAUCAAGGCCUGGCCCCCAGCAGGUGUCUCCCUUCCAGAUGAUGAUCCAGAGGCUGGCCAGGGGAGCAAAUUUUGCCUAGUGGCCAUUGGCAGACUGCAGGUAACUAGUUCUCCCAACUGUACAGACAUGAGUAAUGUUUGUCAACCAACAGAGUUCAUCUCUCGGCACAACAUUGAGGGAAUCUUCACUUUUGUGGAUCACCGCUGUGUGGCUACUGUUGGCUACCAACCACAGGAACUCUUAGGAAAGAAUAUUGUAGAAUUCUGUCAUCCUGAAGACCAGCAGCUUCUAAGAGAUAGCUUCCAACAGGUGGUGAAGUUAAAAGGCCAGGUGCUGUCUGUCAUGUUCCGGUUCCGGUCUAAGAACCGAGAAUGGCUCUGGAUGAGAACCAGCUCCUUUACUUUCCAGAACCCUUACUCAGAUGAAAUUGAGUACAUCAUCUGUACCAACACCAAUGUGAAGAACUCCAGCCAGGAACCAAGGCCUACACUGUCCAACACAAUCCAGAGACCACAGCUAGGUCCCACAGCUAAUUUACCCCUGGAGAUGGGCUCAGGGCAGUUGGCAUCCAGACAACAGCAACAGCAAACAGAACUGGAUGUGGUAUCAGCAAGAGAUGGACUGGCUGGCUACAAUCAUUCCCAGGUUGUUCAGCCUGUGACAACCGCAGGGCCAGAACACAGCAAGCCCCUCGAGAAGACAGAUGGUUUAUUUGCCCAGGAUAGAGAUCCAAGAUUUUCAGAAAUCUACUCCAACAUCAAUGCGGAUCAGAGUAAAGGCAUCUCCUCCAGCACUGUCCCUGCCACCCAACAGCUAUUCUCACAGGGCAACACAUUCCCUCCUACCCCCCGGCCGGCAGAGAAUUUCAGAAAUAGUGGUCUGGCCCCUCCUGUAACCAUUGUCCAGCCAUCAGCUUCUGCAGGGCAGAUGUUGGCCCAGAUUUCCCGCCACUCCAAUCCCCCCCAGGGAGCAGCCCCAACUUGGACCCCUAGCACCCGUCCAGGCUUCUCUGCCCAGCAGGUGGCUACUCAGGCUACAGCCAAGACUCGUUCUUCCCAGUUUGGUGUGGGCAACUUUCAGACUCCGUCCUCCUUCAGCCCCAUGUCCCUUCCUGGUGCUUCUACUGCAUCACCUGGUGCUGCUGCCUACCCUAAUCUCACCAAUCGUGGAUCCAACUUUGCUCCUGAGACUGGACAGACUACAGGACAAUUCCAGACACGGACAGCAGAGGGUGUAGGUGUCUGGCCACAGUGGCAGGGCCAGCAGCCUCAUCAUCGGUCGAGUUCUAAUGAGCAACAUGUUCAACAGCCAUCAGCACAGCAACCUGGCCAGCCUGAGGUCUUCCAGGAGAUGCUGUCCAUGCUGGGAGACCAGAGCAACAGCUACAACAACGAAGAAUUCCCUGACCUAACUAUGUUUCCCUCCUUUUCAGAAUAGAACUAUUGGGGUGAGGAUAAGGGGUGGGGGAGAAAAAUCACUGUUUUUAAAAAGCAAAUCUUUUCUGUAAAGAGAAUAAAAGUCCCUCUCCCUUCCCUUCCCUCACCCCUAAUGUGUACCCCCUUCCCCUUUGGGCCUUUCCUUGCCCUUCUUCUGAGAUAACAUUUGUAGAAGAAAUGGGGCGAAUCCUGAAGGCUUUGGGGAUCCUUUGAAAACUGAGGCUGGGUGAAGUUAAGAAUGCCUUUCCUUAUGUCU